Messenger RNA from Desarmillaria tabescens, 2762 nucleotides. RefSeq lists its product as uncharacterized. The transcript has 2 exons. The record is from RefSeq and is a predicted model, not a curated record. Lineage: Eukaryota; Fungi; Basidiomycota; Agaricomycetes; Agaricales; Physalacriaceae. Bases 455 to 2590 code for a protein of 711 amino acids.
UAUGACCUCGGAUCCGGGCACUUCGCACCAGUUCUGUGCUACUCCGUAGCAGAGAGAUGUGUUGUCGUGUUUCAUAUCCCGUUACCGGGCAAGUGUUUGAGAUUGACACAUUUGGUGAAUGAUUUCUGUAUGCAACACGAUUGAAACAUAAGAGAGAAAGAGAGAAAAUUAAAGUACUACGAGGCUCCUACGGCCCCUUGAGGAGGCAUUUGCGGCAAAUUUCAAGGUCAAUGAUCGGGCUGCAAAAAGAGGGUAACACAUAUUCCAUACCGAACUUCUUUUAAUUAUCCCAUCCGACCGAAGUAGGCCUCCCUUGUUUCUUCCAACCACCCUUUCCCAUCACCACCAACCAUCAUUGCCAUCGUUCUCGACGGCCGCCACACCAGCUUGCCGUCGUUAUCAGCGGUCAGCACACUGUAUUCGCUGAGUCGACCUGUCCAGUAGCCAGCACGGCAUGUCUCUCAACCAUGCGAGCAGCGUAGCGACACAUAUCCCACAGUCCCUUCCUUCCUUUGCCCAGGCCUUCAGCUCGACGUCACUGGGGAAUAUAUCCCAGGGAAACAUAUCGCUGCCUCCAAUCCAGACACGACCCCAUUCGAGCGAUCUUCGCGUCAAAACGCCGACGAUGACUGUUUCACGUCCAGGAAGCGAAGAGGCGUCGUCUUCACAGAGGGUGAGUAAGAAACGCGCACGGGUCGAGGAAUCGCCGCCGACACAGGGAGAAAACGAGUCGGACAAUGAGACGACUCGGGUCAAAGAGGAACCUGACCAGGACAUGCUCCAAUCCAGUCCAGAGCCAGUCCAGCCAGACCGGCUUUUGGAUAUUUCUGGUGCACCGCCGCCGUCGUCUGUCCACCUCAAUCCCUCAAAACGACGGCGAGUCACUGUAAGCGGAGCGCCUCAGCCUGGCGCUCUCAAUACCGACGUUCGUGCGCCAGCGGAAGCAGCUGGCUCGACCCCUAUAUCGCCCGUUGUCAUUGGCUUCAGUAUGCCUAGCCAACGCGAUAAUCCCAAUGCCGCCGAGCAGGUCCGAUCCAUGAUCUCAGUCAAGCAAAAACAGAAAGCUCUCAUCGAACAGCGCAGAGGCAGCGUCGUUGGCGUUGUCUCGCCUGGUCAAUCGAGCGCUCCUGCUGCCUCCGAUGACCGGUCGACGCCAUCCAAGGCACCUCCGCCGUCUUCCCGACCCAUUCGUCUCAGCCCUAAUUCAGGGACAGGAUCACGUCGUCUUACCAACACUGCAGGCGGGAGCACUCAUCCCCCUAGUCCUGGUCCUAUCGUUAUUCCCACUCCUCAACAAAUUGUACCAACCCAAGCUUCGUCAUCUAGUGUUAAUCCGCAUUCAUUACCACCACCUCCUAUCAGCUUCGCGCGACGACGGGCUAAUCAACUAGGCGGUCAGGGGAAGAAAAAACCGGCUGAUAUUGUCAUCAGCCCCAGGGAGGCGUAUACGAAAGAGCAAUUAGCACUUUCCAUUCAAAGUGCGCCACCGAUACCACAUGCAGGCGGGCAACAGGGUUCCUUCUAUUCUGGAAGAGUUCCAAUGACAUUGCCCCGGUUGCCAUCUGUGCUGGGCGGUGGUGAAAAUGUGAAAAGGGUGGUAACUGGUAAUGUUCCUCCCACCCCAACGCGACUGUCGUUGCAGCGCAAUCCGUCAGGAUCCGGCCAAGUUGCUCAUCCUAUUCCCGGAAUUUCAGGAAGAUCGCCGCCAAAUGCUUCCGUCGCAAUUUCUUCCACGCUUGUCCCCCCUACUCCCAGCUCUCUCCAUCACCCUGGCUAUUCAGGCGGGAAAGCCGCUUUCUUAGCACCCUUUGAGAUGUUCUAUGACGCGCUUAACGAUUCGAAGCAGCUGAAGGCUUGGCUGGGCGAGCAGCUUCAGAAAUCACAGGCCCUUGUGCAGAAUCUAAAUCAGCAACAAGAUCGGCUUCAUGAGCUCGUGGAAAGUCUUGUCGAUAAGAAGAUGAGCGGAAUGAGAGCGGAGAUGGCGGGUAUGCAGCGGCGAAUAGACGAACUAGAGGAUGCUCUCAGGACACCCAAUAGUGGUCGCCGUCCGAGCAUUGAAAUGCCCGGGGCCCACAGGACAAAGGAGAAACAGAUGGCCAGGAAUGGUAUUGUACCUACCGGUCCCAUGGCUCCAGAGUCAUACACGUUUCCUCCAGUUGCACCCUCUGACCGAGAUCGUUUGAUGUCUGAGCAUGACAGACGGAUAUCGUCUCCGGGGUGGACACACGACAGAGACAGGGAUUGUCAAAGCGGACGAGAAUCGGAAAACGGUUCCCCGGGGCCUUUCGGUUCCAGGCGUCUUUCGGUGUCUGCUAGCCGUCUAGAUCCCAUGCCGCGCGGUGAUGGUCCUUCUCAACCUCGUAGCCUCAAUGUACAGUCGCCUCCGACCUCGCAUCGUGAAAGCACGCAUCAUAUGUCGGGAAAGAUGAUCCGGCGUCCAACACUACAUAGGCAGCAAUCAAGUCCUCGGUUGUCUGAACGCGAGCGGCGCGCGUCCUCUCCGCCCCUACCGCUUCGUCGGGAAGAUGGACGGCCAGGUAUCGUCUUGCCGCCGCGGGAAGGCUCGGGGACAAGUGAACGCGACGGUUAAUUACCUCAUCGUAAAAUAAUACUCACACGUUCUCCGUACGUGUUCUUGAUCGCGACUACCCCCUUCAUGUUGCCUUUGGACAUUGUUUGUGGACUAAUUCAUUUAUCGGGUCGUCUCGUGCUCUCACUCUCCUUCGUUCCUAUUUGUAUGCAUUUCUAUCCUCCUUCGACGC